Molecule: messenger RNA, 2757 nt
Organism: Exaiptasia diaphana
Lineage: Eukaryota; Metazoa; Cnidaria; Anthozoa; Actiniaria; Aiptasiidae
Product: homeotic protein spalt-major
Exons: 2
Coding region: 97-2262 (721 amino acids)
Biological process (GO): regulation of DNA-templated transcription
Molecular function (GO): DNA-binding transcription factor activity, RNA polymerase II-specific; RNA polymerase II cis-regulatory region sequence-specific DNA binding
Source: RefSeq, a predicted model, not a curated record
AACGGCAACUUUCUUCGAAAGGCAGGCAACUCGAAACACUAUCUUUUUGAUGUUCCAAAGCUGUUCAAGGAUAUAAACUUUCAUUUGUGCAUAAAUAUGGACAAAAGCAUACCCACUCAGCAAGAUGAAGUUAAAGACUUGGCAACAGAGAGCCAAAUUAGAGAAAGCCCAACCAGUCAACUAGUUAACAUGCAAGAACCAGGUGAAGCAAGCUCCCAGGGCUUUGCUUCAAAGGUUUUUCUGAAAACAGAGUCAAAUCAGGGAAACUAUUGCCGUGUAGCAUCUACUGGUGAUCCGUCGCCUCAGUCAGAAAAUGAGAUGCAAUUUCAAGCUAAUAGGAUUCACAUAGUGUCCAUCGAGAGCUCUUCGCAAGAAUCUGCCCCUGAAACCAGAGAAAGUCCAUGCAUCAAUGGUUCUCCAGAAUCAACGAGCUCUACGAAAUACGUCGAGGUCAGAAAGGGAAUGGAUGCAAAUUGUGAACAAGAAGAUGAGGCAAUUGAUGUAACAAGUGUUGAAAAAGAUGAACAAUUCCGUAAGGAAUUGAAAAGGAGCGAUCACUUCGACGAAAUCCCUUCUAAGAGCAAUCAUGCUGAGACGAGAGGUAAACAACGCAAAGAUCAAGUUAUCAAUUCAAAAGAGCCAAGGCCAGAAAAUGAUUAUGACAAGUAUGGAAGCAACUUGUUAGGGGAUCCUAAAGAAAGCAGAGAUUUUCCUUAUUUCAGUAACCUGAGUGGAGUUCAACCGGACAUUCGCUCAGCCACAUUCUAUCCAACUUCAGGCGAUUAUCUUAAUCCACCAUUGGUGUACAUGCCUGCAGAAAAGGGGAUUUAUGAUAGGGAAGCAGUCCUCAGGCGCGCAUACUAUGAAGAUAUGAUUCAGCAGCAUUCACAACUGAGAUCAGCCUUCCAGAAGCCAUCCGAUCGUGGAAACCAAGAGUUGAAAUUCCUUGGGCCAGCAAUGAAAUUUGGCCUUCCUCAAAUGUUUCCUUAUCUGCCCUUUUAUGGGUCUCGCCCUGCUGCAAGUGAAAUGUUUGCGGAAAAGAGAAUUGGUGUUGGGGGAACUCAAUUUCAAGACAGUCCUAACUUAGCUAUCCAGGAUCAACAUAAGAACGAGCAUCGACAGCAGAAAAGAAGAAUUUCUGAAGAUUACAAUUUACAUGAAUCCAAUACAAAGUAUAUCGGCUUGGAUCCAGGCGUUCCGUAUCAGUAUCUACCUUACAGAGCACCGGUAUUCAAUCUUGAUAAACUUCAUCCAGAAGCUCAGUGUAUGUAUCCUUGCUGUACUGGUGAAGAUAAAAUGACACGACCCAUCGAUACAACCAAGUUGAACCCGUACUUAAUUUAUCCGAUACACAACCAAGCUCUCCGCCAACUAAGCAAAAACCAGUCUGAAGUACCUUUCAAAGACCCAAAUGAAAUGCAUCCUUCAUUUAAAGAAUUUUUAGAAGCAGAAAGACAGCGCCUGGCUGCAGACAGUAAACUUACUCAAGAGAAACAAAAGAAAUUUAGCAGUGCUCUGGAGCAGAAUUUCAAACCCUUAUCAACAUGGGAUGCCAGCAAGAAGGAUGAUAAUACGAUCAAAGUAGAAGAAAUUAAAAGUCCAAUAAAACGAACUGAAAGCAUGACAAGAGCGAAAAAGCCUCAACCAAGUCAAAGCGAGCCGAUUGAGAAGACAAACGUCCAAAUAACAGGAGCUCAAGGCUUAUCUGAGAAGCCAUCUAAUGAAGAUCCUCCACCCGUUAAGAAAAUUGCCUGCAAUGUUUGCAACAAGACUUUCAACAGAACAUCUAAUCUCUACACUCACAUGAGGACCCACUCGACACACAAGCCUCAUGUCUGCGAAUUUUGUGGAAAGCGCUUUCAUCAGAAGGCAGACUUGAGAAUUCAUCGCUACAUACACACUGGAGAAAAACCCCACAAGUGUACGAAAUGUGGACGAGGCUUUAAGCAGCUGACACAUCUAAAAUAUCACCUGAGAACACAUUCUGAUGUCAGAAUGUACAAGUGUCCAUAUUGCGAGAAAGGCUUCAAUCAAAAAAGCAACCUUCAGGCCCAUAUCUUUGGCCACACAGGACAGAGACCCCACAAAUGCGAAAUCUGCGGAAAAGGCUUCACUCUUGCCUCGACUUUGAACACUCACAAGAGAACACAUUUGCCUAACAAGCCCUUUCAGUGCCAGUUUUGCGAGAGGGCGUUCUAUCAGAAAAAUGCUUUAAAAAUGCACUACGUGUCUACUCACCCAUACUCUUCAGGUGCUGUUUGAACACUAAGAAAAAAUUAAAGAACUGUUGUGGUAGCUAUGGCAGAGAUCAGCUUAUCCUAGUCAAAGCGUGACUGUAGGAAAGAAAACCACUGAAAAUUAUGUACAGAACAUUUUGUUAGUCAAACUGUGGACAUCAUUUCUAAUGCUACUUUCACACUUGUAGAUAUAUCUCUCUCACAACAGGUUUACAAUGGAUUUUUACAAUAUCGAGACUAUUUUAGUACAAUUAUUGAUAAAAACCCAUCGCUGUACGCUUUUGUAUCUUUCAUUUUUUAAUAGUAUCAGUCAUUGAUAUGAGUUGAGUUAGCAUAAAUCCUUAUUGGUAAUAAAGGUAAACAAUCAUUAAUAAAAAACACUAGUAUAUUUACAUACACUUUUUCCAAAAAAGGCUAAAUUGACACUAAAAACAUACACUGUAAUACGCGUUCACAAAAUAGGUCACAAGAGUACGAAGUACUCGCUUGUAAAGUCAAAUAAAAGCUUUUAUUAAGCGUC